UCUUUUAAUUUCUUAGAAUCGCAUAUCAUUGACAAAUUGGCCCAAACCUUAUUAAGAUCAAAUAUCAUCAUAUAUCGUAAGAUUCGUUUUUGUCAAGAGACAAUCCCUUAUUAUAUAAGUAACACAAAGUGGUAGUAUAAAUGCCACUAGCAAGGGAGAGAGAACCAUCAAAUAUCAAGCUUGAAGAUACUAGUUUUUAGUUUGCAUUGUUGUUAUGAAAAUGGAUGCCAUAUUGGGCUCCCUAAUGAUUUUAGUAAUAACUUCAUCGGUACAAGCCCAAUUGAAAACUGGGUUUUAUUCCACUUCAUGUCCAAAUGCUGAGGCCAUCGUACGGUCCACCGUUGUAUCCCACUUCAACAAAGAUCUAACCAUCGCUCCUGGCCUCCUCAGGCUUCAUUUCCAUGAUUGCUUUGUCCAGGGAUGCGAUGGUUCAAUUUUAAUUGCAGAUUCUUCUGCGGAGAAAAAUGCAUUGCCAAACCUUGGUCUAAGAGGUUUUGAAGUGAUCGAUGAUGCAAAAUCACAAAUAGAUACCAUAUGUCCUGGAAUUGUCUCAUGUGCUGACAUCUUAGCAUUAGCAGCUCGUGAUGCUGUCGAUUUGAGUGAUGGCCCAAGUUGGUCAGUACCCACAGGAAGAAGAGAUGGGAGGAUUUCUUUGUCAUCUCAAGCCUCAAAUUUGCCUUCUCCACUUGACUCAGUUUCAAUCCAGAGGCAAAAAUUUGCUGCCAAAGGUCUAGAUGAUCAUGACCUUGUCACCUUAGUUGGUGCACAUACCAUAGGCCAGACACACUGCAGAUUCUUCAGUUAUCGUCUUUACAAUUUCACCACCUCUGGGAGUGCUGAUCCCACUAUAAACGUGGCAUUCUUAGCUCAACUUCAAGCACUUUGUCCGAAAAAUGGAGAUGGCUUGAGAAACGUGGCAUUGGACAAAGAUAGUCCAGCUAAAUUUGAUGUUAGUUUCUUCAAGAAUGUACGUGAUGGUAAUGGGGUUCUUGAAUCAGACCAGAGACUGUGGGAAGAUUCUGCUACUCAAAGUGUGGUGCAAAAUUAUGCUGGCAAUGUUAGAGGGUUAUUGGGGUUGAGAUUUGAUUUUGAAUUUCCAAAAGCCAUGAUUAAGUUAAGUAGUAUAGAGGUGAAGACUGGUACUGAUGGAGAGAUCAGAAAAGUGUGCUCAAAAUUUAAUUGAUGGCUUUAUGGUUAGUUUGGUAGUUUGAGUGCAAGUAAUAUAACUAUAAAUGAUAAAUAAUCAAAUAUUAUUUGAUGUUCCAAUCAUGUAUGAAAAUAUUAAAGCAAAUGAAAAUUUGUCUGAGAAUGACAAAAGAAAAAUAGACUUCGUCGCCUGAGAGAUUCGAACUCUCGCGGGGAAACCCCAUGUAC
This is a messenger RNA of Cajanus cajan (pigeon pea), 1374 nucleotides long. Its product is annotated as peroxidase superfamily protein. The record is from RefSeq and is a predicted model, not a curated record. Gene Ontology annotation, biological process: hydrogen peroxide catabolic process; response to oxidative stress. Gene Ontology annotation, molecular function: peroxidase activity; heme binding. NCBI's taxonomy places the organism in Eukaryota, Viridiplantae, Streptophyta, Magnoliopsida, Fabales, Fabaceae.